Messenger RNA from Pisolithus orientalis, 1139 nucleotides. Its product is annotated as coiled-coil domain-containing protein 55-domain containing protein. The record is from RefSeq and is a predicted model, not a curated record. Gene Ontology annotation, biological process: regulation of alternative mRNA splicing, via spliceosome. Bases 6 to 1136 code for a protein of 376 amino acids. NCBI's taxonomy places the organism in Eukaryota, Fungi, Basidiomycota, Agaricomycetes, Boletales, Pisolithaceae. The transcript is spliced from 3 exons.
UCCUGAUGAAGUUCUCCCUCACCCUCGCCAACAAGAGCGUCGCGACGAGGCCAGCGGGGACAGCCCCUCCCCUCAAGCCUUUUAUAUCCCUCGACGACGAUGCGCCCACUGAUUCCGCUCCAAAUGCAGCAAAUAACAAGAACGCUGCUGCGAACAAGAAGUUACUGGUGGAGUCCUCCAAGGUAGCCCAGAAGCGCAUGGAGAAAGAGCUACAGCUGGACCCCACAACCUACCAAUACGACGAAAUUUGGGAUAGAAUACAGGAGGUCAAACAAAAACAGAAGGAAGUUAAGGAAGCAGAUGCCAAACUUCGUCGACCCAAAUAUAUCGAGGGAUUGCUAACUUCCGCUGCGACUCGCAGACUGGAUCGCCUGAGAGCCGAAGAAAAGAUGCUGCAGCAUGAACGGCAGAUGGAGGGAGAUGAAUUUGCGGACAAGGAAUCAUUCGUCACACAGGCUUACAAGGAUCAAAUGGCAGAGGUCCGGAAAGCUGAGGAAGAAGAAAGACAACGAGAAGAGGCCGAGAAGAAGAAAAAGAAGGGGCCAACGACUGGCAUGGCUCACUUCUAUCGCAAGCUACUCGAAGAGUCUGAGCAACAGCAUGAAGAGGCUGUUGAAGCUGCGUCUGCACCGAAACGUAUCAUUGGUCCUCAAGGUCCUAACCUGACGAUCACCAAACCACCUGACAUGGCUCCCAGGUCAGACCUUGAAUUGGCACGAAUAGCUCAAGAACAGGGAAAGGACGUGGAGCUCAAUGACGACAACAUAAUUGUUGACAAGCGAGAAUUGCUCUCGGCUGGUCUCAACCUCGCUGCACCGAACACGCGACGCCUAGGGCUACAGCAGUCUCAGCGGAAGGUGGUACAAGAUGAAACUGCACCAUCUGUGCACAGGGGUGUUGGUACAGCUGCGAGCAGAAGAGAGGUCAAUGAGCGACGGGCACGGGAGGUUCUUCGACAGAUGGAAGAGGAGCGGGAGCGGUUAUUGAAGGAGAAAACCAAGGCGGAAGAGGAAGCCACGCAGAGGGUGACACAGAAGAGGAAUACAGAGGACGAUGUCCAGGAUGCGAGGUCGCGGUACCUGGAGAGGAAACGGCGAAGAUUGGAGGAGGAGCAGGUCGCGCAGGGUCAUACCUAGUAA